GUGACCUAACCUGCCAUGCACUGGAGAUGCAUGAAGAUUCAGGUGUGCUUUUUGGUUCGUUUGAUUCACGUAAUAUGCUGAAGUAAUGGAUCUUUGAGCUCUGCUGGACUCCGCUUGGAGUUCUCAAGAUCUGAGUGUCCAGAGUCAUGAAACUUAGUCCUUGUCAAGCCGCAUUAUAUGGCAAGUGUGUGCUAACAGUUCAGCUCUGUGAUGAAGGAGAACAGGGGGAGGUGCAGUUCUUCCUGUUGUUCACUGGCUCUGCUCAGAGACAUCUUACCAGCACACUAAAGGUCAACCAUGCCACCCUUCAGGCUGUGUGUCCAGCUCAUAACUGCUGUGAGUCAGUGCUGGUCACCCUGUGCUCAGCGGGACCGGACGGUAACAUUCAUACUCUGGCUACCGAGCACCUACACUUCGUGCAGGACCUGGCCUUCGACAUGGCACAGUUCCUGGUGAGCGCGGUGGGGCAGACGAAUCUGCUGGAGGAGGCUCUGCUACUGGACGAACAUCAGAUCCCUCUGCAGGAGUGCGAAAAGCUGGACCAGAGUCUGUCCCUGGCCCUCAAACAUAUCAUGCUACCCCCUGGCUGGAGCCUGCUGGGGAAUAGCACACGACUGGAACCUCAAGAGACCCUCCUUCACUUUGCAGCCCGCCGCGGGCUCCUCAAAGUGGCCAGGUUUCUCCUCAAGCAGCCAGGGGCCCAAGAGGCCCUCAGCCUGUGUAAUAAACAGGGCUCCACACCGGUGGUCAUCGCCCAGAGUCGAGGACAUACGGCUCUGCUGGAGCUCUUCAGCCGGGAGGGUUUGGAUACAGACAUUGGCGUUGAGACGCUCAGACAGCUCUCCUCCUCGGGCAGUCGUGUGGUGCAGCACCACCCCUCUCUGAACACCUACACCCUCUCUGUGGGCACCGAGCCGGGCUGCGCACCACCCAACCCACAGGCCGACAUCCUGGAACUGUACAGACUGAUCCUUAGCCAUUGUCAAGAGAAGGUGAGUCAGGGAGGAGUUGUGUUUCAGCAGAGCUCAGACUCUCUGCACAUUGCCCAAGAAUGUGAUGACGGCCUGGAGACCAGAGAUUGCUGUUGUGAAGAGGCACCGCUCGACUCCCUUGAGACGAGAGAACGAGGGUUCACUCCUUUUAGCACAGAGGAAAACAAAGGAGAACGUAAUGACCGCCUGGAUCCCUCGCAAAGCAGGGAGGGUGACGGAGGUCCCUCGCUCAGCUGUGAAACUGUCCCGGUUCUCCUAUUCAAUGGCAAUAGCGCAGAUCAGCGGGCGUGUGCUUGUGAAAACAGUGAGACUGAUUGCAGAGAGCAAGAAAAGCGUUCAAGUACUGGUCUAGUUAGUACCGGUGACGUUGGAGAUAGUAGUGAUGGUUUGCAGAUCGGUUCUGAGAGCAUAGUCAACAGAACCUCUUCCUGCGGACAACAGAAAGAGGAAGCUGAUAAAGCGGACGACUUAAUCUGUGAAAUGCCGGUUUGUGCUGAGGGACCUGAGGAGGAAAAUCAGGAAAAAGGACACAACUUUGUGGAGGAGAAAGAGCUAUCUGAACGUAGCCCCAUCGUUGAGGCAGGAGAUAUGGGAAUCACUCAGUCUUUGGACAUGCCGGAAAGCUCGGAUGUUGAAUCUUGUUCACAGGGUGCAGAGACUGAUGAUGAAGAAGAGGAUGAGUGCGGAGAUCUCAUAGAUCCAGAGGAGGUUCGAGAAGAAAGCAAGAAACCACUGGAUCUAAAUCCUGAUGGAGAUACACCUCUGGAUUGCUCGCGACAAAAUUUGGUGGAAAAUGAAAUGCAUGCUUGUGAAGACGUUUGGGAUAAAACCGAUGACACUGGAACCCAGCUAGAGGGAGGCAUUUGUGAGAAGAUCACGUGUAAUGUGGAAGGUAGUGGAGAUCUUGUUUCUUCAGGAACCUGUGAUCAAGAAGACACUGAUGAGGAGUUUCAGGAGAGUCUAGAAAUGCCAUACUUUGAAACAGAUGGCGAGCAACCGAAGGAAGAACUUAGUGAUACAACCUCAAGGACUACGGUUGCUGAAGAUAAGAGCGUUUUACACCGGCAUGAAGAAAAUCAAGAGCUGUUGCCUGUAGAAAAGACAAUUCUUUCAAGUGAAGAAAGUGAGUUUGACGGACAGAAACUAAAUUCUUCCAGCGUCUUACAAAAUGAGCUUGGUCCAGAACCUGGAUCUUCCACAGCAACUAGUGAGGACACCUUAGAAGAUCUAGAGGUUCUUUUAGGUUCUAGCUUUGAGAUGAUGGAGAACGUUCAAGGGAACCAGAAGAACGAACCCGUUUGGGAAGCUCAGGCAUCAGAGGAGGAAGUUCUGCGGAUUCCCGCAGAUAUGGAGAAAGUGAAUCUCCCAGAUGACUCCUCUCAGGAUCCCAGACAGGAAAUGACCUCAAACAGUGAGGUCAUGCAGGGCACAGCAGCAGUAGUCCUUUCAGAAGAGGAUGCGGGUGUAGUUUUUGUAAACACAGAUGAAUCGGGAGAUCAACAUGUCUUGGUGGAUCCCUCAGACAUAUUCGCUUCAUCAAAUGAGUUUGGGGUCUCUGAGGAAAGCCUGGCAGUCAAUGCAGAAGAUCUGUUGGGUGUUUCGGUCCACACCGACCAUCUAGAUGGUGCCUUACAUGUCCCAAAUGCUCUUGCUGAGGAUGACAUUAUAGUUUCUUCUGUAUGUCCUGAGCAAGCCCUAGCAAGCUUAGAUCCUGUGUCUCAAGAGACAGAAGCUGCAGUGCAGGAAGCUGUACAACCAAUGGGUGAAGAAGACCUACUGAAGGAGUCAGAUGCAAGUUUGGAGGAUCAGACGGACUCUCAGAAGACAAUGUGGCCUGAUAUCACAGACAAAAAAGAUGCACCAGUGAUCCACAGAGACAAAGACACACUGUGUUCCAGUGUUUCCCAGAAGAGACACAGCUUAUCCACAGAGAGUUCACAGUAUCCAGAGUUUCACACUUGCAAUUCAGAAACGGUCACAUUUCGAGACUCAGGAAGCGAUACAGAUGGAUUUCUCAGCCCUGACACUGGAGAAGACAACAUCUUCAGAAAGGGGCAGGAGGCAGUAGGGGGAGGCGACAGCACGAGUGAGGUGUCCGUCUCCUGCUCCUCCACAGACGAGCAUCCCAGCUCCUCGGCCGAGAGCUCAGAGGAGGUGCGGGACAGAGGGGAGGCGGAAGACGAGGCCAAAGACAGCUUAACGGAGGUGCCGCUGCCCACCUCUCUCUUCCGCUCCACCGUACGCUCGCUCUCUCCCUUCCGCAGACACAGCUGGGGUCCUGGGAAGAACCAGGGAGGGAAAGAAGAGAUGAACCAGCGCAGUUCUGUACGAAAUACAGGAGAGGAAAAGCCUGUGUUUUACCGAAGAAGUUUGAGCUGGUGCCCCAGUGAACCCUGUCGAGAGCUGGAAGAAAUUAGAGAGCUCAUCAGGUACUGUGUUGUGUGCAAGCUUCCUGUAAAUCCAACCGGAGAGCCAACCCCUCUGACUAGCACAAAGAGCUUUUGCAUCAUCAUUUGCAUUACCUGUUUGCCAGAGCAAAGUGAAGCGUUUGUUUAGGCCUUAUUCUGUGCUGCUUCAGUCAGCCUCGGUAAAGCUUAGAGAAAUUAUGGCUUUUAAAAGUUAGAUAUGUUGCUGCCGAGAUACUUAGAGGAGCUGCUUAUUGCUGUAUAGAUUUUUGGUGUAGUUUUUUGUUGUUGUUGUUGUCGUUACAUGAUGACUAAUAUUGUUGUUCUCGUAACCGGUCCGAAUGUCAGGUAAGAGGAUGUUUGUAACAAACCUGCUUCAGAUUGUUGCACUGAAAUGUAAAAUAGU
This is a messenger RNA of Sinocyclocheilus anshuiensis, 3803 nucleotides long. Its product is annotated as A-kinase anchor protein 13-like. The transcript is spliced from 13 exons. Gene Ontology annotation, cellular component: membrane; actin cytoskeleton. Bases 147 to 3548 code for a protein of 1133 amino acids. The record is from RefSeq and is a predicted model, not a curated record. Gene Ontology annotation, biological process: positive regulation of canonical NF-kappaB signal transduction; regulation of Rho protein signal transduction; adrenergic receptor signaling pathway. Gene Ontology annotation, molecular function: protein binding; MAP kinase scaffold activity. NCBI's taxonomy places the organism in Eukaryota, Metazoa, Chordata, Actinopteri, Cypriniformes, Cyprinidae.